Messenger RNA from Salvelinus fontinalis (brook trout), 6075 nucleotides. RefSeq names its product proton-coupled amino acid transporter 1-like. The record is from RefSeq and is a predicted model, not a curated record. The transcript is spliced from 9 exons. Bases 1132 to 2442 code for a protein of 436 amino acids. Gene Ontology annotation, cellular component: vacuolar membrane. Gene Ontology annotation, molecular function: glycine transmembrane transporter activity; L-alanine transmembrane transporter activity; amino acid:proton symporter activity. Gene Ontology annotation, biological process: proline transmembrane transport; glycine transport; L-alanine transport. NCBI's taxonomy places the organism in Eukaryota, Metazoa, Chordata, Actinopteri, Salmoniformes, Salmonidae.
UCAGGAACGCAGGCCUUGUGGUAAGGGUUAGGGUUAGAAGGGGAACAUCGGUACAGGGAUGUUAGGCCUACCUCUGGCUGUCAGGAACGCAGGCCUUGUGGUAAGGGUUAGGGUUAGAAGGGAAGCAUCGGUACAGGGCUGUUAGGCCUACCUCUGGCUGUCAGGAACGCAGGCCUUGUGGUAAGGGUUAGAAGGGAAACAUCGGUACAGGGCUGUUAGGCCUACCUCUGGCUGUCUGGAACGCAGGCCUUGUGGUAAGGGUUAGAAGGGGAACCAUCGGAACAGGGCUGCUAGGCCUACCUCUGGCUGUCAGGAACGCAGGCCUUGUGGUAAGGGUUAGGGUUAGAAGGGGAACAUCGGUACAGGGAUGUUAGGCCUACCUCUGGCUGUCAGGAACGCAGGCCUUGUGGUAAGGGUUAGGGUUAGAAGGGAAACAUUGGUACAGGGCUGCUAGGCCUACCUCUGGCUGUCAGGAACGCAGGCCUUGUGGUAAGGGUUAGGGUUAGAAGGGAAACAUUGGUACAGGGCUGUUAGGCCUACCUCUGGCUGUCAGGAACGCAGGCCUUGUGGUAAGGGUUAGAAGGGAAGCAUCGGUACAGGGCUGCUAGGCCUACCUCUGGCUGUCAGGAACGCAGGCCUUGUGGUAAGGGUUAGGGUUAGAAGGGGAACAUCGGUACAGGGAUGUUAGGCCUACCUCUGGCUGUCAGGAACGCAGGCCUUGUGGUAAGGGUUAGAAGGGAAGCAUCGGUACAGGGCUGCUAGGCCUACCUCUGGCUGUCAGGAACGCAGGCCUUGUGGUAAGGGUUAGAAGGGGAACAUCGGUACAGGGCUGCUAGGCCUACCUCUGGCUGUCAGGAACGCAGGCCUUGUGGUAAGGGUUAGAAGGGAAGCAUCGGUACAGGGCUGUUAGGCCUACCUCUGGCUGUCAGGAACGCAGGCCUUGUGGUAAGGGUUAGAAGGGAAGCAUCGGUACAGGGCUGCUAGGCCUACCUCUGGCUGUCAGGAACGCAGGCCUUGUGGUAAGGGUUAGAAGGGGAACAUCGGUACAGGGCUGAUAGGCCUACCUCCGGCUGUCAGGAACGCAGGCCUUGUGGUAAGGGUUAGGGUUAGAAGGGGAACAUCGGUACAGGGAUGUUAGGCCUACCUCUGGCUGUCAGGAACGCAGGCCUUGUGGUAAGGGUUAGAAGGGGAACCAUCGGUACAGGGCUGCUAGGCCUACCUCUGGCUGUCAGGAACGCAGGCCUUGUGUUAGGACCUCUGAGUCUGUUUGCCAUGGGGAUAAUAGCAGUCCACUGUAUGAACCUGCUUGUAAUGUGUUCCCACCACCUCAGUGUAAAGUUGAACAAACCCUUUCUGGACUAUGGUGAUGCUGUGCAGUAUGGUAUGGAGAAUGUCUCGUGGCUGAGAAGGUACUCAAUAUGGGGGAGGCGGAUAGUUAAUGUGUUUCUGAUCACCACACAGCUGGGUUUCUGCUGUGUCUACUUCGUCUUCCUCAGCGACAACAUCAAACAGGUGGUGGAAGCUUCUAACGGGACAACCAUGAACUGCCAGAACAACCAGACGGCUGUGACCGUCCCCAGCUUUGACUCCCGUCUCUACAUGUUGUGUUUCCUGCCAGCCGUUAUACUCCUGGUGUUCACCCGCAACCUGAAGUACCUGGCACCCCUCUCUCUGGCAGCCAACCUGGCCAUGUGUGCUAGUCUGGUCCUCAUCUACUUCUUCUGCUUCACGAAUAUCCCAAAUCGUAUCAGCCUGCCGAUGGUGGGUCAUGCCAAAGACUACCCUCUCUUCUUUGGAACGGCCAUCUUUGCUUUCGAGGGGAUAGGAGUGGUCCUGCCCCUGGAGAACAAGAUGCAGAAGCCUCAGAGUUUCAAUAUGGUUCUAUAUCUGGGAAUGGGCAUCGUCACCUUCCUCUAUAUCAGCUUGGGGACCAUAGGGUACAUCACCUUUGGAGAGGCCAUAGGGGGAAGUGUCACCCUUAACUUACCCAACUGCUGGAUGUAUCAGAUUGUAAAACUGCUCUACUGUUUCGGUAUCUACAUCACCUUUGCCCUUCAGUUCUACGUGCCAGCUGAGAUCAUGAUUCCUCCAGCGGUGUCCCGCGUCUCAGAGAGAUGGAAACUCCCGGUUGAUCUUCUGAUCCGAACUGCGCUCGUCUUUUUUACCUGUGUCCUGGCCAUAUUGAUCCCCCAGCUGGACCUGGUCAUCUCUUUAGUGGGGUCCGUCAGCAGCAGUUUCCUGGCUCUCAUCUUCCCUCCACUCCUCCAGAUCCUCACCUACCACAACGAAGGUCUGUCUCCCUGGGUCAUCGUCAAGAACACCCUGAUCUCUGUCAUCGGCUUCAUCGGCUUCAUCACCGGCACCUAUAUAUCCAUCACAGAGAUCAUCAAACGCAACGGCAGACAUGACAAUCUGGAUGUGACCUUCUUCCAGGUCCAGUGAGAGAUCUAGUGAGGAAGAGGAGGAUAUCUUGACAGUGGUUGGUCUGGCAAACAGUGGAGGCUGGUGGGUGGAGAAAUCUGAGGACAGGUUCAUUCUAGAAUGGAUGGUACCUUCCUUCGAUUUAAGGUGACACCAGUCUCCACUGCUGUCAAACAAUCAAACCCAGAAGUCCUCACCCUGGCUUCAGACAUGUUUUGUUUUUCUCACUUGCUCCAUUGAUUACACAUUUAUUGAUAUUGUGGGUCUGCUUAUUGUUGUGGUUAUUGGUCGCUGUGGAACAAUUAAUGGAAUAUAAGUGUAAAUCAACUAUUUUCUACAGUAGCUGUAUAGCCAAGUAGAGAACAUAUUCUUCUGACACGAGCAUCAUUCUCUCUGUGCCUCAUGAGCUUCGAUGUUUUUAACUUCUUCAUUUUAUGACAUACUUUUAUAUUUUAAACUAUGCUAUGCCGCAAGCGUACCUUCUAUCUUAUAUGUUUUAUUAUUUUUAUGUUGAAUAAUUUAACCAAAUCAUUGAAUAUUGAGCAAUCACAUUCUCGUAACAUUUCUUGUUAAAACAUCCUGGGAGUGGUUUAAAGUUGUUUAAGUGAUCAAAUUAAGAAAUAAGGCACUUGUGUGCUGGUUACCAAUGUAAUUAGAGCAGUAAAAAUACAUUUUUGUCAUACCCGUGGUAUACGGUCUGAUAUACCACGGCUUUCAGCCAGUCAGCAUUCGGCGCUCGAACCACCGAGUUAACUGUUAUUUAAAUGAUAUUAUUAAGUGCCAUUUUUGAAUGAUAUCUUCAUUCUAUAGGCCUUUACAAAAGAGGAAGAUGUGUGUUUUAACCACAGUGUGACUAGACUAUUUCCAAUAGAAUGGUAAAUGACUGACCGUGUUUAAUAAGACUCAGAACACAACAACCUGUAGUCUGAUGAUCACCGUCGUCAUUACUGCUGUACAUGUAGCUAUGACAAUGACCGUUGAAUACCGUUUACUGAUUGACUACAUUUAGAGACAAGAUUUAUUAGUUGAAAGUUCACUUUUUUUUGUUUUUAAAAGGUAAAGCUUCAUUUACAUUUUUAAGGCAAGCUGACUAGAUCACCUACUGUAAUAUUGAUGAACUUGAGGGACUGUAAAGAGAAAAUACAAAAUAAUGUGUAUUAUUGUAGAGCUAAUACCAUUUUGUUAUUUCUCAGUUGAUGUUAUUUAUGUUGGCAUUUUCAUUUCUUACAUUUGUCUCAAGUUGGACACUGGAUUUAUUCAUCUUACUAUUUUUCCAGAUAUCACAAAUAUUUCAUUUGUUUUAUCACUUGUCUCGGUUGUACCAACGGUUUGAGUUUUUAGACUGAGUGGUUCCAGAUUAGACUGGGUUGGGCUGAGUGGGCCCAGAUUAAACUGGGUUGGGCUGAGUGGGCCCAGAUUAAACUGGGUUGGGCUGAGUGGGCCCAGAUUAAACUGGGUUGGGCUGAGUGGGCCCAGAUUACAGUGGGUUGGACUGAGUGGGCCCAGAUUAGACUGGGUUGGACUGAGUGGGCCCAGAUUACAGUGGGUUGGAUAUCAUUGUGAUGUCACAUGGCAUUGGGAGAACUUAACUGAUAGUUGCUCUCUUCGACUAGCCUUGAGUAAUGGCAGGUUUGAACUAUUGUUGAGUUUGCACUUUAUUGUUGCUGAAAUAUAGUAUUCUGAAUUUCCCAUGAGAAAAUACUGCUGAACAUUUUGUAAGGGGUCUUUUUUCGUGAUCUUGAACAUGUAAAAAUAAAAAAAUGUUUUUAUUUCAGUACAGUCUAAAUGGGGAAAAAGUUAACAAUUCUGGAAGUUAUACUAGCUUUGAAUAAUGGCAGGUUUGAACUAUUGUUGAGUUGGCACUUUAUUGUAAAUCAAAUAUAGUAUUCUGAAUUUCCCGUGAGAAAUACUGUUGAACAUUUAAUAAUGGGUCUUUUUGUCGUGAUCAUGAACGUGUCAUUUAUUUUUUUAAUCAUUUUUUAAAUUUCAUUACAGCCUAAAUGAAAGAAGUUCUCACUUCUGGAAAUUAUACGUAUGCAUUUUUGUUGCUUGUUGUGGUGUUGACGGGAAUUCUGAUGUUUACAUAAAAAUUGUACUCAUCAUACAGUUACGUCCCAAAUGGCAGCCUAUUCCCUUCUUAGUGCACUACUGUUGAGCAGAGUCCUAUGGGCCCUUGUCAAAUGUAGUGCACUAUAAUAGGGAAUAGGGUGGCAUUUGGGAUGUAGUAAGUCUCGUUCACUAGUCUGAUGUCUCUCUAGAAAUUAAUUACAAGGGGAUGACUUGGAGGUUACCCAUCAUAUAGAACUCACUUAAAGAUCCUCUCCGGUACUUUUGCGUACUUGUUAGCCAGUAGUUCUGGACAAAAGUAGGCCCCUGAAAGUGGUGUACUACGGCGUAUGUCCACCACAUCAUUGCUCUCGCUCCCUCACUCUACUGUGUGUGUCUUGAUAGCUGUCACUCAAAUGGCGAGGGGCUGAAACUCUCUAAUUGCUAGGGGGCUGGCCCACGUGGAGGUAAAUGUAGGGAAAAUGGCGCUGCAUAGGUUCCAGAAAACAGUCGCUUUCAAGCUAGGGAUUUUAUUUUUAAUAGAGAUAAAACAGUAAUUCUGCUCAUAGAUGAUGCAUGUAUGAACUACACAUUGACACAUCCAGCCCAAGUGGGAGUAGAAAAAAAAUAAAGUACUAUUCGCCAAAAUACCGGAGCAUGUCAGUUGUUGGAGCGGCAGGUAGCCUAGUGUUUAGAGUGUUGGGCGGCAGGAAGCCUAGUGUUUAGAGUGUUGGGCGGCAGGAAGCCUAGUGUUUAGAGUGUUGGGCGGCAGGUAGCCUAGUGGUUAGAGUGUUGGGUGGCAGGUAGCCUAGUGUUUAGAGUGUUGGGCGGCAGGAAGCCUAGUGUUUAGAGUGUUGGGCGGCAGGAAGCCUAGUGUUUAGAGUGUUGGGCGGCAGGUAGCCUAGUGGUUAGAGUGUUGGGUGGCAGGUAGCCUAGUGUUUAGAGUGUUGGGCGGCAGGAAGCCUAGUGUUUAGAGUGUUGGGCGGCAGGAAGCCUAGUGUUUAGAGUGUUGGGCGGCAGGUAGCCUAGUGGUUAGAGUGUUGGGUGGCAGGUAGCCUAGUGGUUAGAGUGUUGGGCGGCAGGUAGCCUAGUGUUUAGAGUGUUGGGCGGCAGGUAGCCUAGUGGUUAGAGUGUUGGGCGGCAGGUAGCCUAGUGGUUAGAGUGUUGGGUGGCAGGAAGCCUAGUGUUUAGAGUGUUGGGCGGCAGGUAGCCUAGUGGUUAGAGUGUUGGGUGGCAGGUAGCCUAGUGGUUAGAGUGUUGGGCUAGUAACCGAAAGGUUGCUGGAUUGAAUCCCCAAACUGUCAAGGUAAAAAUCUGUCAUUUUGCCCCUGAACAAGGCGGUUAACCCACUGUUUUCCAGUGGGCUGUCAUUGUAAAUAAGAUUUUGUUCUUAACUGACUUGCCUAGUUAAAUAAAGGUACAUGUUUAUUAUAAUUUUUUUAAAUGGCUUUUAAUGGAAAUAUUUGCAUAUCAUGAAUAUCUCAACUAUCAUCACAGCUUGUCUUGGGUUUUUUACAGAUGUAUGUUAAGCCAGAGUAAUAUUGUACAUUUUGAGUCACUGAAUGUACUGUAAUUUCAGCAAAAAUAAAAACGAGUGAGUAUAAAAUA